Cyclocybe aegerita is the source of this 747-nucleotide messenger RNA. Lineage: Eukaryota; Fungi; Basidiomycota; Agaricomycetes; Agaricales; Hemipholiotaceae. The record is from the annotation of a GenBank genome assembly.
AUGGAUUCCAUGGCUUUGUUUGACCCCGCAGCGCGUCUUCCUCGACGCCUCCAGAGUCGCCUUGACUCAUGGUACACAGAUCCUCCGAAAAGUCAAUUUCAGGUCUACGGUCCGUUAAAUGGAUACCUUCAGGGCCAUAAGUUUACGACCACCAAAUUUCUCGUAAAACCGCAGGCCCUACUGAGGGAAGAGGAUGCGAGUAAUACAGAAGCAGACACAACCGGCUCCGAUGAUGCUCCAGAUGACAAUGACAAUGACGGCGAUGGCAACAAUAGUGAUAACGACAACGAUGGCGUUGGCGAGGAUGAAGAUGAAUAUGAAGAUGGAUAUGAAGAUGGUGAUGGUGCUGGAGAUCGUUCCUUCGAUUCUCAAGGGGUCAGUGUUACCGAUGAAAAGAAAUAUCCUGACUUCACAAUCUGCCAAUAUUGGGGCCCUGACCUUGAUAUUAACCCCAAGGCAGACAUCAUCCGUGUCAUAAUUGAGGUUGGCUCAGACGAAAGGAUGCUCUGGCAGGUGUACCGUAAGACAGUGAUUUACCUGGAGUGGGCAGGGAAAAGGUGGCACGGAGAAGUUUUAGGCAUUGCUAUCGUCAAGAACAGGGUCUCCUUGAUUCGCAAUAAUCCGACAGGCGGUGGUUUUUAUAUGCUCUACGACGGAUGGAUCUCUAUCUUCGACCGAAGAUUUGUGGAAGAACUCAAUCGGAUUCAUCGGUACAGUAUAGAGGCCGAUAGAACCGCAUGGAACUAA